Eruca vesicaria subsp. sativa (arugula) is the source of this 567-nucleotide messenger RNA. The record is from the annotation of a GenBank genome assembly. Lineage: Eukaryota; Viridiplantae; Streptophyta; Magnoliopsida; Brassicales; Brassicaceae.
AUGGAAAGAAAAGUUUCUGAGGUCAGAAUAGAUAUGGCUCUUCAGAAAGAGACUUGCAGUAUUUGUAUCAAUGACAAUAUCCGUGCUAUUCAGAUGUUUUCUGUUGAUAUAUGUGGUCAUCGGUUUUGUUCCGAAUGUGUGAAACGAUAUAUAGAGACGAGACUACUCGAGGGAAAUAGGUUGACAUGUCCUCCUAAUGGCUGCCAUCUUGAGCUGCGUUAUCUAAGUUGUGUCAACUUUUUGACUCGUGAACUAAAACAAAUUUGGCAGCAGAGGAUCAUUGAGGACUUGAUUCCUGUAACCGAGAGAGUUUACUGCCCGAACCCGAGGUGCUCAGCUUUAAUGUCGGUAAAAGAACUCUCUAUUAUUAAAUCUACUGAAGAAUCUGGAGUUAGGAGAUUAUGUGUCAAAUGCCGUGAACCAUUUUGUUUCAACUGCAAAGCUCCGUGGCAUAACAACAUGUCGUGCGACAAUUAUAAGAUUUUGCAUCCAAAUCUUAUAGCAAAUGAUACAAAGCUAGAAGCUCUAGACAAUAAGAAAAUGUGGCGACAAUGCACAAAGUGUUAA